Molecule: messenger RNA, 693 nt
Organism: Malassezia pachydermatis
Lineage: Eukaryota; Fungi; Basidiomycota; Malasseziomycetes; Malasseziales; Malasseziaceae
Exons: 2
Coding region: 1-693 (230 amino acids)
Source: RefSeq, a predicted model, not a curated record
AUGCCGAGGCCGACCUCCGAUGACGCUGCGCCUGUCUUUCGAAAGCGGCGCAAACUUCACGAUGUGGUAGGCACAAAGACUACGCUGGAGCAUGUGUGGAAGGAUGAGCAAGCCACAAAUGAUACGGAUACCAUCGAUGAGUUGGUGGGCAUGCGCGAAUGCUUGCGGCGCCGUACAGGUAUCCAACUUGAACAAUUGAACAAAGGCGAAAUGGACGCAGAUAUCGAGCGGGAGAAGCGUGCACCCAUUAAUACGGUUGACAUACUAGUUCGGCAAGCCAACUUUGAGCGUGCUUCCUUGUCGAGUGAUUCUCCUACAGAUCCCUUGUACGUCCUCUCUGCGCUCACUUCCAGAACUCGUGCAGGUAUUCACGAGAGAAAGCGAGCAUCGACUACAGAAGCGGGUGCCUCAUCGCCGCCUAGAGCCACACCCACACCCACUGCGCCAUCCCGCGCGCCUACGGCGCGCUUUGUACCUGAAGUCGAUUUGGGGAUCAAUGCUCGCAUGCAGAAUGUCGAAGCUACCGAAAAAGCCAAGCAAGCCGCUCUUCAGUCCAAGAAAGGGCUCUAUGCGGAGCCAUGUCCGACAGAUACCUUACGAUGGCGCGCGCCUGAACCUGCAUCGUCGCAGGGCCGCUCUUCCUCCCAUCAGCGGAUCCGAAGCCGUGUUCGUGGACCGCAAAAGACAUUGUGA